CACAUUUGUGUUGUGGUGAGAUUGCUCACGCACGCGCGUCCUCCUCCGUGACGUCAGUGAGGUUCACGAGUAUUAAAGCGCGCGAGCGGGCGGUGUGACUGACAGAGUGUUUGUGUCGCAGUUGUGAAGAAAACUAACAAUGGUGCAACUUUCUAAAACUGGAGCGAGAGACUCGCUGAAAGCUGGUCAUCCUCCUGCAGUGAAAGCAGGAGGCAAAAGAGUCGUGAAGAAGAGCGCUGAUGAUAACGCCAAUGUGGAGAAAGAAGGCAAGAAAUUGGACAAAUCCAGGUCCCUGCCGACCCCGUCCAGAAUGCAGCAUCUGAGUCUUCUCCUGGCUGGUCCGCUUGAGAAGUUGGGUCAUGAUUUCCCCGAGACUCCAGUUUCUGUGCGACACAGCCGAGUCAGACCGAGCGCAGAGAAACCGCAUGUCCCACGCAUCUCCUGCAUUCAACAGCCGCGCAAGUUUUGAGCCGAGAUGGCCUCCGCUGCUGAGCUUCUGAAGACAUGACAUGCAGGAAGUGCGUUUGUAGGUGAAUGUGGUGCAUCAUGGACUUGACUUAGUAGCCUUGAAACAAAGUUCCUGUAAUGUGACUUCUGUUCAGCUUAUUUGUUGCAAUCUUUGUAGCUUUUGCAGUUUUGUGCUUGUGCUGUGUGGAAUAUUCAUUAACCCAGUGUGAAUUAAAGCUGUGCUGUUGGAAAGAGUUAGGUUACUGCUUUACUGAAGUGUAGCAUUAAUAUGCAUGGAGUUUUUGGAAACUAUUUUUGAUAAUCAUCAAAAGAAUUUUUUUUUUUUUUUUUUCUCUAUUCUUUCACAAAAUGAGACUUUCAUACCAGUAAAGUUCACUUUUCCAGCAAAUAAAA
Messenger RNA from Ctenopharyngodon idella (grass carp), 861 nucleotides. It is a transcript of the gene dapl1b.1, whose product is annotated as death associated protein 1b. Gene Ontology annotation, molecular function: death domain binding. The transcript is spliced from 4 exons. The coding region runs from base 140 to 469 and encodes 109 amino acids. The record is from RefSeq and is a predicted model, not a curated record. NCBI's taxonomy places the organism in Eukaryota, Metazoa, Chordata, Actinopteri, Cypriniformes, Xenocyprididae. Gene Ontology annotation, biological process: apoptotic signaling pathway; cellular response to amino acid starvation; negative regulation of autophagy.